Fragaria vesca subsp. vesca is the source of this 915-nucleotide messenger RNA. RefSeq lists its product as uncharacterized. The transcript has a single exon. The record is from RefSeq and is a predicted model, not a curated record. Bases 1 to 915 code for a protein of 304 amino acids. NCBI's taxonomy places the organism in Eukaryota, Viridiplantae, Streptophyta, Magnoliopsida, Rosales, Rosaceae. Gene Ontology annotation, biological process: shoot system development; root development.
AUGGCUGCAGCUUCUCCUUCAAACCCUAAAGCCAACUACCAUAUUCGAUCUAUCAGCUUGCCUUCGAAACCACACCCGCUAUUUCAACAAUGUGAAGAUCAUUUGUUGAGAAUCAUAGCAUCUUCUGAUGCCACCUCCUCCUCCUCAUCAGCCAUAAGCCACAAGUUGAGUGGCCUUCUCGAUUUGCACAACUGCAUGAAUGACUUGUUUCAGUUGCCUCUAACCCAAGAAGCCUUUGUUCGGGAGAGAAAUGAAAAAUGGGUUGAUGAGCUUUUGGACAGUUCUCUCAGGCUCUUGGAUGUGUGCACAGCAGCCAAGGAUGCCUUAAUACACACCAAAGAGUGCGCGAGAGAAAUCCAAUCCACCAUGCGCAGAAGAAGGGGAGGCCAAACCGGGUUCACAAACGAGGUCAAGAAGUAUUUUGCCUCAAGGAAAGUGGUAAAGAAAGCAAUCUGCAAAGCCCUUGUGACUUUGAAGAGUUGCGAGAAAAAGUCCAUGCCCAGCUUCUCUUCCACCAACAAAGACAAUGUGGCUGUGGCUCUGGUUAGCGUAUUGAGGGAGGUUGAAGCAGUGUCUCUGACUGUGUUCGAGUCCCUAUUGUCAUUCAUCUCCGGAUCAAAGGGACAAUCGAAGAUGAGGGGCUGGUCUUUCGUUUCCAAGCUAAUGCUCAACAAGAAAGUUGCUUGUGAUGAAGAGAAAUCAGAAGUAAACGAAUUCGCUGAUGUGGAUACUGCACUAAGCUGCCUUGUUGGCCAAGAAACAAGCAAAUCAGACAACAUCUCCUGCAGCGAGAAUGUCCAAAGCGAUCUGCAACAAUUGGAAUCAUGCAGUCAAGAUCUAGAAGAAGGACUCGAGUGUCUGUUCCGGCGAUUAAUUAAGAAUAGAGUUUCCCUUCUCAACACCCUUAGCAAUUAA